ACAAAAUUAUCUAAGGAGAGAGAGAGAGAGAGAUCAAGAGAGAGAGAGAUAUGGGUUCACUUCCUCAUGUAGUAGAAGAUUGCAGUGGCAUUCUUCAACUCUAUAGUGACGGUUCAAUCUUCCGGUCCAAGGAAGAAGACAUAAACUUUCCGUUUCCGGUUCACGACGACGACUCGGUUCACUGGAAAGAUUCCCUUUUCGACCGCUCCCACGGCCUUAACCUCCGAAUCUACAAGCCGCGCGCCGCAGCCGCAGCCGCCGCCAUUAGUCUCCCCAUUGUCUUCUUCUUUCACGGCGGCGGCUUCUGCGUCGGCUCGCGCACGUGGCCCAACUGCCACAGCUGCUGCCUCCGCCUCUGCGCCGGGCUCCAGGCCGUCGUGGUGGCGCCGGACUAUCGGCUGGCUCCGGAGCACCGGCUCCCGGCGGCUAUGGACGACGCGUUUUGCGCCGUGAAGUGGGUCGCGGCGCAGGCGUUGACCGAUGCUUGGUUGAAAGAUGGGGUUGACUUUGACCGCGCUUUCGUCAUGGGUGACUCCUCCGGCGGCAACGUGGCUCACCAUUUGGCGGUUAGGCUCGGCGUUGGGUCGCCGGAGAUGGCGCCCGUUCGCGUUCGCGGCUACGUGAUGAUGGCGCCGUUCUUUGGCGGGACUGAAAGGACAAAGUCGGAAGCCGAAGGGCCGCCGGAGCCAUUCUUAAAUCUCGAAAUUCUCGACAGAUUCUGGAGGCUAUCACUACCUUUUGGGGGGACACCCGACCACCCAUUGGCAAACCCCUUUGGUCCUGCAAGCCCAUGCCUGGAGGCAGUGAAACUUGACCCGAUACUGGUUAUGGUUGGAAGCCAAGAAGUCCUAAAAGAUAGGGUGGAAAACUAUGCAAUGAAGUUGAAACAGCAAAAAAAGGAAGUUGAUUAUGUUGUUUUCCAAGGAAAACAACAUGGAUUCUUCACAAAUGAUCCAUUCUCAGAUGUGUCAACUCAAGUCUUGCAAGAACUGCAACAUUUCAUGAUGUCUAAAGUGUAAGGCUGACCAAUGCGCAUCAUCGAGUAGUGACUGUGGAUUUUCCUCGUCAAUUCUGAUCUCUUAUAAUCACCAUGGCCAUGGGCUUAAUUUGAGCUAGCUAGCUAGGUUUAGUAUGUAUGGUUAUGUUCGUAUAUAUAGUAAGUGGCUUUGUAGUUGAGAGCAAGACUUGUUGCAAGCAUGUGUGCAAUGGGCUCUCUAUCUCUCAUAUUUCUUCUGGUUUCCUUAUUUAAAAAAGUGUUUUUUUUUUUGGGUGUGGGAUUGCAUAGAGUUAUAAGAAUAGCUUGGUUUUAUUUUGUUUGAGUCAACAAGUGUAAUUUGUAAUAUCUUUUUCCAUUAUAUUAUUAGUAGUUUAUUUAAAUUUUAAUUUUGUA
Molecule: messenger RNA, 1390 nt
Organism: Ipomoea triloba (trilobed morning glory)
Lineage: Eukaryota; Viridiplantae; Streptophyta; Magnoliopsida; Solanales; Convolvulaceae
Product: probable carboxylesterase 15
Exons: 2
Coding region: 51-1019 (322 amino acids)
Molecular function (GO): hydrolase activity
Source: RefSeq, a predicted model, not a curated record